Molecule: messenger RNA, 1488 nt
Organism: Labeo rohita (rohu)
Lineage: Eukaryota; Metazoa; Chordata; Actinopteri; Cypriniformes; Cyprinidae
Product: very low-density lipoprotein receptor
Exons: 10
Coding region: 82-936 (284 amino acids)
Molecular function (GO): protein binding
Source: RefSeq, a predicted model, not a curated record
UUCCCAAAAGUUCCCGACCUCUUGGAUAAAUAUUAAGUUGGUAAGGUUCAUCUCAUUUGCUCUGCUUUGGUUUAAGGAGAUAUGGAGAUCUUAUUUGUGUUCUUACUGGCAGUCACUUUAUCCUGUCCUGUUCAAACAUCUGUCAAAACCUGCAGACCCAAUCAGUUCAGCUGUGGUGACACGAAGUGUGUGUCUUUAGCAUGGAAAUGUGAUGGUGUCAAGGACUGUCUGAAUGGUGCAGAUGAAGAAGGCUGCAACAAGACCUGCAAACCUGAAGAGUUCAGCUGUGGAGACAGACGCCAGUCGUGUGUGCCUAUGAGAUGGAAGUGUGAUGGUGAUAGUGACUGUCUGAAUGGUGCAGAUGAGGAAGGCUGUACGGUCAAGACUUGCAAACCCGAUUAUUUUAGUUGUGAUGAAAGCAACUUAUGUCUGCCUAUGAGAUGGAGGUGCGAUGGUAACAAGGACUGUAGAAAUGGUGCAGAUGAGAAAGACUGUGGUGAAGCAGCAGCAGGCACAAGCCAGAACCAAACAGCACAAAGUGAAAACAAGACCUGCAAACCUGAACAGUUCAGCUGUGGUGACAAACGCAAAUCAUGUGUGUCUAUGAGAUGGAGGUGUGAUGGUGAUAGUGACUGUCUGAAUGGUGCGGAUGAGAAAGGCUGUAACAAGACCUGCCAACCCGAAGAGUUCAGAUGUGGGGACAAACUCCAAUUGUGUGUGCCUAUGAGAUGGAGGUGUGACGGUGAUACUGACUGUCUGAAUGGUGCAGAUGAGGAAGGCUGUAACAAGACCUGCCAACCCAGAGAGUUUAGCUGUGGAGACAAACACAAAAGAUGUCUGCCUAUGAUAUGGAGAUGUGAUGGUGAAACUGACUGUCUAAAUGGUGCAGAUGAGGAAGACUGUGAAAAUGUUCCUGCACUGCCUUGGUUGCGAUAGGGUGAAAAAUCUAGGACUAGUUCGCAAAAAUGAUUUGGGCGACAUGCAGAUGACACCUGUGGCAAGUGGUUCAGACACAUGGAGACAUGGAAAGACCCUCCAAGCAACAUUACUAUAACAUUACUACUAUACUGGAUAAACAGCAUGAAGUAUUGAUAUAACACUGACAUAGAAAACUAAACUGAAGGUGGAGCUACACAAUCUUGGAAUGGAGUAUAGAUCUCAUUAACCAUUGUCCAAGAAUUAAUUAAUCAGGUAAUAUGUGUAAUGUAGUGUGUUACUGUAAGGCAUUUUUGCAUAUAGUUAUGCUAAUCUGAAUUAAAAUCACUGCCAUUACAGUAUUUUUACCAGAAGUGUCUGCCUUUUCUGUUUGUUUGUUUUUUUUCUUUUCUUUUUAGGGAAAAGAAAGAGUUGGAUUUGCCAAAUUGCUCUCUUUUUUAAGGUAAAAAACCAUGUUCCAAAUGUAUCAUUAUAAAUUAGCAAUUUUAUUGUUUUUUGACGUCUGAGUGUCACUAAAAGAAAUCUGUCAAUAAAUCACUUCUUUUGACUGUU